Molecule: messenger RNA, 10269 nt
Organism: Rotaria socialis
Lineage: Eukaryota; Metazoa; Rotifera; Eurotatoria; Philodinida; Philodinidae
Source: the annotation of a GenBank genome assembly
AUGUCAUCAUAUUCAUCCCGUAAUAAUCGUUAUUAUGAUUCCGCGAGGCAAUCACACGGGAAUAAUUCUCGAUCACAACCGGGCAAUCCUGUUGAUGAAGAGACCAUGGAAGGAAUGUCUGAAGAUUUACAAAAAAUCUUUGACGACGAUUCAAAAUGUGCUCGUUUAUUAAAAAAAGUUAUUCGUGAUGAACGAUCAUUUGAUUUACGUAUUCAACGUAUUCAAGAAUUUCAAGUCUAUCUUGAAAGAUCCGAUAGUAAUAAAUUUAUUAUGAAAUUAGCUGAACCAGCACUAAAUGUACUUUUCGAACAGUUUCAAGAAAGAUCUCAUGAAACAAUUCGAUCUGAACUUGCUCAUUGUAUGGGAUUAAUAGGCUAUGCGAUGUUGAACGAAGGCGAACCAAAAUUUUCCGAAUGGAUAUUUGAACGCUUAAAUGAUGUGCGAAAAAAUGAUAGUCAACGUCAAUUACUCAUCAAUGCAUUUCGUCAUAGUAUUCAAAAUGAACGCGAAAUGUUAUGUUUAGCUAAUGAAAUUGAACAAAUAAGUGAUCAAUUAAAAAAAAUUCUUGAAUCAGUGGUUCAUGCUCCGCUAAUGAUUGCUAUUACGGAUACAAUAAUUGAACUUUCGAGAAUUUAUCCACAAAUAUUUCAAGAAAUUUUUGUUGAUAUUGUGGAUAUUCUUAUCGGUUGGUAUAUUGAACCAUUGCCAACAGAUCGCAUUCUAGAAUAUACAGCUCAAGCAUUGCAAAAAUUUCGCCCAUUUUGGGUAGAUCAAAUUGAACGCACAACAUUAACUCUAUUAGAUCAUUUUAUUGAAGAUGCUGAUAAUUAUGCUCAACAAUUUGAACUGCAGGAACAAAAUAAUGAUGGCGAUGGUGAAAUUGCGUCAUUUACAGACAAAAUUGCUGCUUUAUACAGAGCUUUUGCUACUGUUCUUCGUGCACUUUCCGAUAAUUUUGCUGCGACACCUCAUUUACUACCUGUUGAAUAUGUUGAUAAUUGGUUACAGAAAAUUUUACAUACAACAACUAUCAUCAGACAUGAUAAAUUAUUUGGCAUUUUAGCUAAGCCCGCUAAUACAGCUGUUUGUAUUCUAUUGGAAACAUUUUCACAAUUUGAUGAACAACUUAAAAACGAAAUAUUUGAUUUUAUUAUUGAACAAACUCAUCUUCAUACACAAAGUUGGCCUUAUGAAGCAGAUGUUAAUUUACUUCGAUUAAUUAUGAAAGUUAUUGAUAUAGCUGAUCAUGAUUCAUGUGCAAAACUGGCUAGUUCAAUAUUUGCAGCCCAGUCUCGUCUAUGGUUGUAUCGAUUUUUAUACUCCAAUGCUCUUAUUCAAGAUGUUUUACAAUUGUUUAAUCGUCUAUUGACAAUUAAAAGCAUUCCCGUUGUUCAACAAGUUUAUCAAGCUAUUUUAGCUGAUAUGACAUCGAAUUUUAAUGUACUCUUAAAUGUUCUCGAACAGAAACUGAUUGUCAUUGGUAGUGCAUCAGCAACAACGAGCGAUUUGAAUGAAGAUGAUGCCGAAGCAGCACUUAUUUUUGAUUGUAGCGCUUUGUGCCAAAUUGGAAAUGUAAAAGGAAAUCUAAUUGGAAUGUACGCACUUUCUCCACCACUUUUUGAAUUACUCGCUAAACAUCUGCAAUUAACAAAUUCGAAACUGGCUCGACAAUAUCCAGCUGUUCAUUAUGGUGUACUGAAAACUCUCUAUUCACAUUGUGCAGCACACGAACAUUUCAUUCAUAAUUCAGAUUUAUUUAAACAAAACGAUACAACUAACGUGAUGAGUUUAACAAGUUUAACGAAAGAUAAUUUUGAAGAUUUACUUAAACUUCAGCAUCGUCUUAUUGUUAAUAGUCAUCUUAGUUGUCAUGAUACAAAAAAAUUGGUAUUAAAUUGGCUUGCUGAAAUCAUCGAUGCACUUCCACAAGAAGACAAUGGAUUACUUACUUUACCACUUUUACUGAAACUAUCACAUGCUAUUAUUGAUAUAGCCUAUUCCGACGAAGAAGAAAUCUGUAAUUUAUGUUGUCGUUUACUAAAUAAAAUUGUUAAAAGACAACGCGACCUCGAUGUAUCAUUCUUAGUCCGCUUAUUUGAUCUAUGCCGAUUUUGGUUACAAUCCAAUGAAACAUCAAUUCACGAUAGUUACUAUGCUAUUUUAUGUUGUUUACCUGUUAAUAUUCUCACCAGUAAAUUUCCUACGCAUGGCACAUUGUUAUCAUCGAAAAAUGACUAUUCUGGUUUUGCUAGCAUCGUUAAACGAAAUCAUAUGAAUACUCCAUAUUUAGGAACAUUUACCACACAUUGUUUUAAUCUAAUAUUAGGCUAUAUACUUGUUAAUCAUCAAAUGCCACGAAUGUACGCAACUACAUGGCUUGAACGUCUGUUUCAAUCGUGUCAACGUAAAAGUAACAGCGGAGCUUCGAAAGACGAACAUUUACCUGAAAAUCAACAUCGCCUAUUAAGUUAUGAGCAGUUGCCAAAUUUUGGAAAUGAUGCAUUGAUCUGGUUUUGGGCUAUAUGGGAAUGUGCACAAUUUUGUGUUAUGAAUAAAUUGAAAACACCACUUGGGAAACCGCAAGAAACAUUUUUAGCACUCGAAGAAACUCUACGGUUUUUUGCUUGGCCGAUUGAUAAUAGUACGAAAAAAGCCGAAGGAUCUUCAUCGGAUCAAACGAAUCAUUCUUCAACGCCAUCAUCAACAGUCAAUCCUCCUGCUACAGCAUCGUCAUCAUCCGGUGAAGUAAAUGUUCCAUCAGACAAAGGUGAUUGGUGGUGUGAUUUACACCGUUGCGGUCUUUUAUUACAAUUAAUUGAAGCACUUGAAAAGUGUAUGUACAAUGCAUAUGAAGGAGCAGCUCUUUCACUUCCACAAUUACCUAAAACUGUUAAAUUCUUUUUUAUUACAAACAAAACGACAUGUUGCGAGUGGCUCAAUCGUAUUCGUAUUCCAAUGAUUCUAACAGCUGUACGAAGUGGCCAGUAUGAAUCGGCUGCACGAAAUUGUAAUCAAUAUUUAAUGCACGCUUGUUCAUUAGGUCAAGUCGAGGCAGUGGAAUUCGAAUUCGUUAUAAUAUCCUUUGUUCAAUCGCUAAUUAAACUUCAUAAUAGUAUGGCUAUUCAUGGAAUUUAUGUAUGGCUGAAAAAUACUCAUCAAAUUGAUUGGUCAUGGAUACAAGCGUGUGAACAUGAAGCUGCUGGAAAUCUUGAACAAGCAGCUUAUGAAUACAAAUUAUUAUUGAAUGAACAUUUUAAAAAUCUAUCGGCCACUAAUGAAAAAAAAGAAGAGAAAAUAUCAGGUGGACUUGCAAAAUUUUUAACUCAAAAAGUUUACGAUUGUUAUUUAAGUCUUCAUCAAUGGCCUGAAUUAAUUGCAUGGAAUGAAGCAUGUCUUAAAAUGCAACUAGCAUUUUUACAAGAUGACAAUGAAGAUUUACGUUCAUCGAUGGAAACAACAAUUGAUAUUAAUGCUAUUCGAGCAAUGAGCUGUUUUGAAAAUCGAGAUUUUGAAGGUUUAAAAGUAGCUAUGAGAAAAAUGCCAAAUGCACAAGCAACCGGAGAAGAACUCGGCCUAAGCAUAUCUUGUGGUUGGGAUAUGGAAACAUUUGAUAUGUUAGCAACUGUUGAAACAUUAAAAGGAGUAUCCAAGCGCAGAUCGGGCCUUUGGUCGCUUAAUGCAGUAUUGCAAUUGACACAAGAUUUAACACGUAUACAUAAUGUUGAUGAACAUGCGUCAUGGUCAGAAGAACGAGCCGCUAUUAGUCAAGUAGCUGCUUUAUAUCAAAGCGAAAAUCGUGAAGUUCCUCUAUUACCGGGCCAAAAAUUUGCUCCGGUUCAACAUAGCGUACGCGCAUUGAAUUCAAUUCUUCUUUACAGUCAACCAAAUUUUAAUAAUCAAAGCGCAUCUACAGUGAUAAAUUCGAAUUGGACAGCACUUCGAAUGGGCGCAGCACGAUUAGCUCGUCAACAAAAUAAUUUUACAUUAGCAUCAAAAUUACUCAUUCAACAAUUCCAAACAACUCAUAAUUGGCCGACUGGUCAGCCAACACCGCAAGCUAGUAAUACAUCACUAGGAUCUCCAUUACGUUCAUUUCAUGCCGAGGCAUCGUCUAUUGAAACCUAUUCACUUGCGUCACUUCUAACAAUGAUUGAACGUUAUCAAAAUGCUCAUAUGGUUUCCAUUGAACUUGAAACUGAAACAGGAAAAUUAAUGCAUGCUCUCUCAUUGAAUAAAGCGAAUAAUAUAAAUAUAACAAUUCCUAUUGAAUUUCUUUCACGUUCUAUACUACGACAUUUAAUCAAUGAAAGUCAAAUCAAUCCCGGCUACAAUAAUCAACGUUCAAUUAUUAAUAUUGAAAAAUGUUCAAGAAAUUUAUUGCAUAUUGCUAAAUGGUCUCGUACUGCCAUUGAAAGUAAUCAUGAAACAACAACAACAAAUGUGAUAUCACUCGGCAAAUUAUUUCAAUUACGAAAACAAUAUCUUCAUACUGGAUUGGGCGUUGAUAUUGCUGGAGAGCCGUUCGUUCGAAAAAACAUUCCUCUUGAUGAAUUGUUAAUUGGAGAAUUGCUAGAUUUUUCAACAUUAACUUGUCCAGCUUUAGCCAAAUCAUGGUUUCGAUUUGCUGAUUGGGCUUACAUGUGGGGAAGACAAUUACUUGCUCGAUCUAUACCAUUAUCUGCUUUGGAUAUUGGACAACAAGUUCGCUCAAUUCUUCCAUCGGAAGUUUCAUCGGACGAAGUAAUUGAAAUAUCUCGUAUUCUAUCUUCAAUUCGAAUUUUAAAUGAUGAUGACUCCGAAUUAACUGCUUCUGAAUUAUCUUCACUUCAUUCCUAUCGAACUGAUUUAUCACGUGCUUGUUCAUUGCUAACAAAACAUCCGAUGCUCAUCGAACAAUUACUUGCAUUGCAUCCACAAUAUGAUCUUCGCCGUUAUUUUCUUUUAGAACAAUCGUGUCGUGCUUAUUUCACAUAUUUACAAUUAAGCAAUACAAGUGCAUACGCUAAUUCCAAUGAGAAAAAGUCUAAUAAUAAUAAUAAUGGUGAUGAUGCAUCAAAUAUUCUUGUUACAUUACGUUUAUUACGUGUACUUGUGCGAUAUCCUCAACAGCUGCGUACUAUAUUUGAUAGCAAUCUUUUUAGUGUACCAACUGUUGCAUGGAAACGUCUUAUACCACAAUUAUUUUCUCGUUUAAAUCAUCCUGAUAGUUUUGUACGAGAUUAUGUUACUAAUCUAUUGAUACGUAUAGCAAAAGAUUUUCCACAAUUAAUACUUUACUCCGUUGUUGUCGGAAUCACGGAUGAUUCGAAAAUGAGACGAAUCAAAUCAAGAGAUGAACAAGUCUACAAGAGCAAAUCUUCAAGUACACACGAAUCCGAAGAUGAAAAAUCACAAGAUGAUAUUGAAGAAGAAGAUGAUGAUGACGAGGAAGAGGACGAGGAAGAAAUGGAAGAAGAAGAAGAAUAUAUUGAAAAACAAGAAAAUGUUGUCGCUAUGCAAAAUAGUUUACGAUUAAUUUAUAAUGUCCUAUCGGAAACAAACGCACAUGUUGUUGGACAAGUUAAAUUAUUUGUACAUGAAUUACGACGUGUUACUGUUCUAUGGGAUGAACUUUGGUUAGGAACAAUGGCACAACUUCAAGAAGAAAUCAGUCGACGUGUCGAUGUUCUUAAAGAUGAACUUCAACGUCUUGAAUCCAUGACGCAUUUAACAAAAGAAGAAAAAGAAUUCAUGAUUAAAGAAAAACAAGAUAUUUUAUUUAAAUCUUUUAUUACCGUUCUUGAAGCAGUCAGCCAAAUAACUCGUGCACCUGCUGAAACACCACGCGAACAAACAUUUCAAAAAGAUUAUAGUAAACAAAUCGAUGCAGCCAUCGAGCAAUUAAAACAACCUAUUACAUUAUCGAAUCCACAUGCAUGUUGGUUACAAUUACGACAACUUUAUUCAAUGUUACAUCGCACCGGCAAACGAUCAGGUACCAUUCACGCUAUGAACCAAAUAAGUCCAAAACUAGCCGAAAUCAAACAUAGCGUUAUACCAAUUCCGGGCGAAGAUGGCCAGUUUCAUACAAUCUAUAGUGUUGGUCAAACUGUUCAAGUUUUGCCAACAAAAACGCGCCCAAAAAAAUUAAUGUUCGUUGGAUCAAACGGACGUCGAUAUCAAUACCUAUUGAAGGGCCUUGAAGAUCUUCAUUUGGAUGAACGUAUCAUGCAAUUAUUAUCCAUAAUCAAUGUUAUGUUUACUAAAAUCAAUCGUAAUGAACCAUGGUCAUAUGAAGCGAGAAAUUAUACUGUGAUACCACUUGCGUCAAGAAGCGGUCUCAUACAAUGGGUUGAAGGCGCAACACCACUAUUUACACUUUAUAAACGAUGGCAACAACGACAAGGAACAGCGCUCACAUGGAAAGCUCAAAAUGACAAUCAAGAAAUAACUAUAGCUACAGUACAAAAGCCAAAUGAUGUUUACUAUUCAAAACUCAAUGCUAUAUUGAAAGAAAAGGGUAAACAACCUGUAGAAGAUCGGCGUGAAGUACCAAUGCCAAUAUUACGCCAAUGUAUUGAAGAAUUGAUACGCGAAACGCCAGCGGAUCUUUUAGCACGUGAACUCUGGUGUAGUUGUCCAAGUGUGGGUUUAUGGUAUAAAAAUGUUCAAAAUUACAGUCGUUCAUUAGCUGUCACAUCCAUGAUUGGAUACAUGAUUGGUCUCGGUGAUCGUCAUCUCGAUAACGUUCUUGUGGAUUUAAAAUCUGGCCAAAUAAUUCAUAUUGAUUACAAUAUUUGUUUUGAAAAAGGUAAAAAGUUACGUGUACCAGAAAAAGUUCCAUAUCGAUUAACACAAAAUUUACAAAAUGCACUUGGUAUCGCUGGAAGUGAAGGUGUUUUUUCAUUAUCAUCAGAAAACGUUCUGAAAAUAUUACGUAAUGGAAAAGAAAUUUUACUUAAUUUACUUGAAUCAUUUAUCUACGAUCCAUUGAUUGAUUGGACUGGUCAUGAUACCGGUGUGUUGGCUGCAUUUUAUGGUGGUCAGAGUAAUUUAUACGAACAAAUAACAAUUAAAAAACGUCAAGUCGAAAAAGAUGCUUUACUACGAAUGUUUCAUCUUCGCCAAAUUGAAAUACGACACACUUGGAUCAAUCUAGGAGAAUCCAUUAAUCGUACUAUGAAUAAAUUAAUUCAACGUGUUAACGAUAUAAAUGAAUUGGAAAAGAAUAUCAGCGAACAUGAUAUUAAAAUGAGUAUUAUGGAAAGACGUUUAGAUUAUUUUAAAACAGCAUUAGAGAGUUCUUCAACAAAUCAUUCCUUAUUUUCAUUACUUGACAGACGAAAACAAUUACAAACAAUACGAACAGAUAUGAAUACGGCCAAAGAUUUAGUUUUAACACUUUAUCAAAAUCUUGAAGAUAUUCUAGCCAAUAGCACUGAAGCACAUGCUGAUCUAAAAUCAAAAGCAUUUUGUAAUAAACUUCAUGAUUUUAUCGAAAAUGAUCAUGUAUCGAUCAGUACAUCACCAGUGGUGCUUGCUGCGGAUUUCCUUCACACAGCAGGAAAAACCACACUUCUUCAUCAGAGUGAACAAUUGGAUGAUGAAUUACGACAUACUCUAAAAGUUUAUCGAGCGGCACGACAACCAACCGUAGUCAAUAUUUUUAAGAGUCUGGUUGAUCUUUGCCAUUAUCUACCCAAAGAUUAUAUUGAAUCAUCAUUAUUGACUAAACUUAAAGAUCGUUUAAGUGAACUUUGUAAUAAUUUCACAACAGAAAAAUGUCAAGAAUUUUUGAAUGAUAUUGAUACAUAUUUCUUAAUUGACGAAACAUCUCCAUCGAGAUCGGAAUCAAUAAGUCGAGCAUUGUCAAUUGAUAAUCAAUUCAAUGAAUACAUUCAAAUUGUUAAUCAAGAAAUCUCUAAAAUAUCGGAAUUACAAACAUUUAUUCAUCAGUCACCUACCGAUGUUACUAUUUAUAAAGAUUUAUUUGAUACAACACUUCAAAACUUAGAUAAUAAUGAACACGCAAAUUAUCGUAAUACACUUCUACUUAUGUUACUUGAUCGAUGGCAACAUUGCCGUCAAAUGGGUGAUACAGCAAGAAAUCUUUUUAAUGUUUCAUCAUUGACAGAUAUCAGUAACGAUACAUUUACUAAUGAAAUCUAUACACUUAUUAGCAAUACCGCUUAUCUUGGGUCUAUUAUUCAACAAAACAGUACGACAAUGUCAUCGGAUUCACCACUUAUUGAUAGUACAGUCAAGUUAAUUACUAGUUUAGAAAAUGUAUUUCGAUUAUUAAAGGAUUUAUUAAACAAUUUUGAACUGACGACUAUACCAUCAUUAAUUCGUGCUGCUUGUUCGAAACAGAAUAGUUUGUUCGUCUGUAUGGAUCAAUUAAAUAAUGCUUUCCAACAAAUUCAACAUAUGGCAGCAUCAAAUUCAACAGCAUCAGUCGAUGAUACAUGUCAAAUAGUAUAUCAACAACUUCGCUCAUCUUGGACAGAUUUAACCGAUGAAAUUUUCGAUGCAUUUUUAAAUUUAUCGAAUUCAUUCGAUCAUCUUGACAAAGAAUUGAAUAAUGUGUGUACACUUUUUCAAAUGUUGAAUGUGCCUGCACCUUGGUUGCAAUCGCCGUUGUUUGAUUGGAAACAGACAAAUAUUGAUAAUGAUGAACAUCGAAAACUUUUAACCAACUUUUUUGCUAUGACGAAAAUUGCCACAAUGCGGCAAGUGUGUCAAUUGAUUAUUGAUCAUUCACAAACGUUUAAUAAUCUUAAAUCACAAAUAACAAAAGAUAAUGAUCUUAGUAUGAUAAUGAAAAAAUUCAUUCUUCUUUAUAUUGUUCAAUAUCUUGCCGAUUUACCUGCUCUUGCAACAAGUUAUUUAAUUUUUUCAUUAAUUCCAUCAUCUCAGUCCAUGCUUGAAACCAAUAUUAUUGAAACUGAUAAUCAAUUUCAAGAUUUUAUCAAUAACAUUUGUUUAAUAACACCAACGACACAACUAGCUGACCUUCAACAGCUUUUAGCUCAAAUAAACGGUAUCUGGCAAAACUGUAGCAAUGCUGAACAUGUCAAAACCUCAUUAGAUAUAUUACAAAUACGAAAACAUUCUAAUGAAAUGCAAUUAAUGGCAUACCGUUGGAAAAAUUUUCAUUUACUUAAAUCAAAUAAUAAAACUCAGCAACGACAAAAGCUAAUCGAAGAAUUAACAACGGAUCAAAAUAUUUUAACCAUCAACGAUAGUAUAUCAACAGUCAUUAUUGAGAAAAUGGCGAAUCUUGAGCAAACAGUUAUUCAACGAUUACGAUGGGCUGCUGGCGCUAAUCCAUUGGUUCAAGAUGUACUUGACAAAUUUGAAAUUCGACAAAAAGAACGUGCUAAUGAAAUAGAUAAUGAUAAACAACUUUGUUUGCAUCUUGUUCAAAUGCUUCAAUCAUGGCUUCUUUUCGAACAAUAUGAAGAACAAAUAAAAUUACAACGAGAUUUAAUUAUUCAUGCAAGAACAUUCGCAGAAAAAGGCUUAGAAAUUUGUCUAUUGAAAAACGACAUCGAAUCAAAUUUCAGUAUUGUCGAGCAAGCCGUUUUAGAAUUUCCGCCGGUUGAAAAUCUCAAACAAAUAACAUUACAAAAUCUUCCAUCAUUAAUUGAACAAGCAGAGAAUGAAUGUAUGAAACAUAAACGUAAUCGAAUAAAAGAAGAGAGAGAACUGGAAAACCGUCGAGAUGAAACCAGUCAUUUAAUAACUGAAUUAAAAGAACAUAUGUCUCAACAUAAUAUCAAUUUUAAAGAUAUUUCAUCUGUAUUAAAAAGUUUAUUAAAAGUUAUUCCUCAUCGAGCAUUACAAAAUUAUUCAAAUAUUCAUCGAGAAUUUCUUGAAUUAUGUCAUACUGUUGUUAAACAUACACUUCAUAUCGAUAGAAGCAGUUCUAUGCAAUAUGCUGUAGUCAUAGUAAAAAUGAAGCGAAUUUCAACAAUUAAAACGAAAGUUUUCGAUGAUCUAAUUCAAUUGAAUCCUACUAUUGAUAAUGAAAAUCGAGAGCGAAUAAAUUCAUCGACAGCAAAUACAUGUACACAACAUGAAGCCACAGACAAAACAACAAAGGUUACGGAAGAACGAAAUAAAUAUGCUGUUGAAAUCUGUAAACGAAUUCGUGAUAAACUUGAUGGUUCUGAUCCUGAUCCAUUAACUCAAAGCUCCAUUAGUGAACAGGUUCGUUAUACAAUUCGUGAAGCUACUGAUAUAGAAAAUCUAGCAACACUUUAUGAAGGAUGGACAUCAUGGGUAUGA